CUUGAGAGAUCCUCUGGGAACUCGCUGGGGACAGGGAAGGAGGGAUCAAGGCUGGCACCGUUCCUGUUCCUGGGAACCAGUCUAGGCUUGUGCUUCUCAAAGAGUGAACUGAGGACCCUGCAACAGAGUACAAAGUCCAGAGCCCACCCAGCUCUGUCUGGGUGUUGCGAGCAGUCUUGGAGCAUGGCAAGUUCGGAGCAUCCCGGGAGCCCUGGCUGUACAGGACCCCUACACCAAUGCAUAAUAAGGACCAGGAAAGAAGCAGUGCCCUCAGGCCCAGACCGUCCAUGUCCACAACUAGAAGAACGCUUAGAAGCCCAAGAUGGCCCCACCUCCAACUCCAGCAUGACCACGAGGGAGCUACAGGAACACUGGCAGAAGGAGAAGAGCCGCUGGAAGCACGUCAGGCUGCUCUUUGAGAUCGCCUCAGCCCGCAUCGAGGAGAGAGGUGUCUCCAAGUUUGUGAUGUAUCAGGUCAUGGUGGUCCAGACCGGGAGCUUCGACAGCGACAAGGCGGUGGUGGAGCGGCGCUACUCGGACUUCGAGAGGCUGCGGAAGGCCCUGCUGAAGCGCUUCGGGCCGGAGCUGGAGGACGUGGCCUUCCCGCGGAAGCGCCUGACCGGGAACCUGUCGGCCGAGGCCAUCUGCGAGCGCCGCCUGGAGCUCCGCGAGUACCUGCGACUGCUCUACGCCGUGCGCGCCGUGCGCCGCUCGCGCGAGUUCGUCGACUUCCUCACGCGGCCCGAGCUGCGCGAGGCCUUCGGCUGCCUGCGCGCCGGCCAGUACGCGCGCGCGCUCGAGCUGCUGGGCCGCGCGCUGCCGCUGCAUGAGAAGCUGACGGCGCACUGCCCGACGGCCGCCGUGCCCGCGCUCUGCGCCACGCUCGUGUGCCUGCGCGACCUGGAGCGGCCUGCCGAGGCCUUUGCGGUCGGCGAGCGCGCGCUGCAGCGCCUGCGGGCGCGCGAGAGCCACCGCUACUACGCGCCGCUGCUGGACGCCAUGGUGCGCCUGGCCUACGGGCUGGGCAAGGACUUCGCCUCGUUGCAGGGCAAGCUGGACGACAGCCAGCUGCGGAGGCCCACGCACAGGGGCUUCACCCUGAAGGAGCUCGCGGUGCGAGAGUAUCUGUCCUGAACCGGCCUGGCGGGUGCCCUGGCAUCCAUCGCCGUACUAGCUACCUGUUGCUGGCCGGCUGCUUGGUGUCCAUCUUUAAGGGGAGGAGCCGUCGCUCGUGGACUUUGCUGGGCGGCUUUGAAACUUUAAAAGCCCCCUUUUUACUGUGGUGUCCGCUGAGCAGAGGGGCUCCUGGGACCCCCGGAAGAGCCAUCUUGAGUGCCAGGAAGUCCCUUGAGUGCCAGGUUUUCCAAAACCUAAGUUCACAAGUUCAGCUGUCAAAACUUUGCAAGUACUAUAGGCCUUACCACGUAGGGAUGGGAAGGACUUGCCUACCACACAGAAUGCGUUCAAGGCCGGCCAGCCUAGGCGAUUGGUGAGACUGUCUCCAAAUAAAAAAAUCCGAGGAUGUAGCUUGAUGGCAUAGUGCUUGCAUAGUAUGUGAGACUCUUGGUUCAAUCCCCAAUACUUAAAGAGAGAGAGAGAGAAAGGAAGGAAGAAAGAGGACCUGUUUUUUUAGGCAGCCAGGGGAAAAUUUGCAAAACACACUUCCUCAGACUGCUCCCUCCUGCCGCUCCAGAUCGUCCCUUUGCUCCUGUCACCCCAGCAUCAGUUGCAAAUGAUUCCACACAUCAGACCAAGGUCCUAGCUCCCCCUCAGCAAAACGGGCCCAUCUAUUGCUCCUCAAGGGAAGCCUCUCCUCCAAUCCACCCCCUUCCCCCAGCGUGGAGAUGAUGUGAUCCUUUGAAGUUACAAGGAUGUUGGGGAGUCAGGUGUGGGAGUUCAAGUAGGGAGCUGAGGCAGGAGAAUCACAAAGUUAAGACCAGCCUAGGCUAACAAAGUGAGAUCCUGUCUCAAAAAGUAAAAGGAAAGGAAGGCAGGCAGGAAGGGAGGGAGGGAGAGAGAGAGGGAGGGAGAAAUAAAAUAUUGGAGGUGUUAGUAAACGAUCUUGCCAGUACGAUGGUGGACUUUCACCCUUAAGGCAGCUCUGCCUUCAACAGCUUCCCUGGGCCUUGUACACCUAGAGGGAAGGAGUGGAACGAGAGAAGAGAUGGGUUUGGGGAAGUAACAGUCCUAAACAGCUCCCCUUUAAGAGUCAGUGCUCCUGGAACCUGAUAGAUGGGGGAGCUCUUGAUAAAACCUACUGUCAGGAAAAGAUGACCUUGAACUUCACUGUGAAGAGGGUCUGGACUAAGGGUCUGAGAUGAUGGUACGGUCUGGCGUGGAAACCUGAGCAGCAGGCUGCACGCACCGAGCAGGAGACCGCAGCACCCCUAGGCCUGGAAUGUGGGGUAGGAAGAGUUAGGUUUCCCAAGGCGGACAGGAGACCACUACACUGCAUCCAAAUAUCAUGUUCAACAGUGGCCGCUUGUGGCAGCUGCCAUGAUGGUCCUGUGAAGGUCUUUAGAGGUGCCUUCCUUCAAGCAGCUUUUCCAGGAAGACACUUCAAGUGGGAAAUACUAGGCUUCUGGAAAAGCUGGGUUUAUGGAAAAUUAAAGAAUCCAGUGGCAAAA
Molecule: messenger RNA, 2627 nt
Organism: Psammomys obesus (fat sand rat)
Lineage: Eukaryota; Metazoa; Chordata; Mammalia; Rodentia; Muridae
Gene: Snx20
Product: sorting nexin 20
Exons: 5
Coding region: 184-1134 (316 amino acids)
Biological process (GO): protein transport
Cellular component (GO): early endosome membrane
Molecular function (GO): phosphatidylinositol phosphate binding
Source: RefSeq, a predicted model, not a curated record